AAGUUAUUACUGUUAACAUUCAGUUCUAGUUUAAAGUGGCAUGUUGUCAAUUACACUUUCAAAGAAAAAAAUUCAUAUAUAGAUGCCCAUUUCUCAUUUAAAUAAACUAUUUUUAAAUUUAAAAUGCGCAGCAUUCAAUUUGUGUUCGGUAUGCUGUGUAAAGUGUAUGCAUUUCAAUGUUGAAACAGAAGAUUGCAGUGGUAAGUCUGCUCAUGAACCAUGUUUCUCAGAGAUACCGUGAAAGCAGGGCAGUUGAACGAAAAAAUUUUUUUCAUUCUGGUAAAAAUAAUGUACAGAAUUAAGCUGUAAGUAGUGUUACAAAAGCAAUUAAACGUGCGUCGACUUAUCAUGCAUGGUAAUACUUAAAAAUUUUUCAAAUUACGAUGACUGGCUUCAGAUACAAAACAGGUGACAGAUCUAAGGAUAUCUGCUUUGUUGGGAUUCAGCUGGGUUCUGUGCGAUGUUAUCUGUCCAGCCUUGCUGAACAGCUUCUCCAACGGAGAAGAGGUCACCUGUACGCAUAGAUGCCUCCUGGGCAGAGCAGCAAGGAGAGGGUACUCUUCCUGCUUCCUCUUCCACCAGCAAAGUGGGUCACCAUCCACGUGGAUGCAGUGCAGGUCACAGUAGGUAGCCAGCUCCUUCCGCAUUAUCUCUUUCUAGUGUGGAUUCUACAUGGGUUCCUGGCCUAGAAGUUAAUGUAUUUUGUUUUUUGCUGGAGGAGGUUUUUUACUUUGGAGUUUGUUGCUUUGAUCUCUUAAUUCUGCAGUGGAUAGGAUGAUGAUGGGGUGUCAUUUAUUAUUUAUUCCUCUAUAAUAUGCCUGUCCUUGUAGCAAAAGAAUAUUAUGGAAGUUAUUGUCAGGGUGCAAGACGAUUAAUUUCUCAGAUGGCAAAAUUUCCAGCCUAUAAAAAUGCAAAACUCCUCCCCCCAGUGUUUUUCAUCAAAACUACCCCAAACUAGGAGUAGUCGUUAAUUUAAUUUGGCUUAUUGACCAGCCAAACUGUCUUUGGGUGGGAAUUGAAGAACGUUGUGACAUUCAGCUGCAUUGUCUUGUUUAGUUGAUAAAACCUGGAAGGAGGGUGUUUUCAUGCGUGUCAAACUCAGUCUACAGAGCAUUGUUUUGACUGUUGCUCUAUGCUGUAACCACUUAAGUGGGUCACUUAUUAGGCCACAAAUAUUUUAGCCCACUUCGGUAUGUUUUCAUAAAAUAUUUGCAUCAUGGUUCAAUUGUCACCACCUUAUAAAAGAAUCUGCAACACUAUACUAUGUUCAAACAGUCCUUGGUGUCAUGAGAAAUUACCUCCAUUAGCCAGUUUUUUGUUUUAUUAAGCGUGUCUGCUGCAAAAUAUCCUUGAGUUUGUAAACCAUCAUUCGGGCAUCUGUUGGCUGCAUGCUGUUACUCUGAUUUGCCUGUAUGUUUAUUGAAAGUGACCAGGGACACUCCUGGGAUAGUACUGUAGAACUUGGCACAAUACAAGCAGAGGAGUGCUGUGCAUGUGUUUGUAGUAUGGAACAUUAUACAUCAAACAGCUAUGUUGGUUUGGAUGUGUAUGCAGCAUAAUCUUAAAAUGUAUUUUUCUGGCACAACGUCUACUAUUGCGUUGCAUGCUUUGCAACAAUACCAGGUUUGCCUGUUUGUUUUCUUUAUCUAUCCGACUUCUGGUGUUUGAACAUUAAUAAUAGCAAUACCGUGUAUUUUUUUUUCCAUUUGGAAAACUUGUAAAAAGUAAUAAGAAUUACGUUUUACAGCAUUUGAUUUUCAACAGCAUUGUAUCUUCAUCGUUUAGGAUUAUGGUACAUCAGCCAGGAUGUCUGAGGUGGUUUAUGAUGAUAGACUUAAAGAACCUAAGUUCUAUACUCCAUUUGGGGUUUGUUACUGAAGGCAAAUUGUCUCCCCUUCUCAUAUCCUGUUUGUCUACGUGAGUUUAGAUUGAUGGCCUCUUCAUGCUGCUUCUUUGUUGGUAUGGCAGGUUACACAAGUUGUGCUGAUCUGUCUUGUUUUACUUGACUGUUAUUUACUUAACUGUUAAUGUGUGGCAAAAGUCACCAAAUGAAACACCCUUUUGUUUUGAAGCUACAGUAUUUUUACAUAUUCAGAUGCUUUUCUCGAAAACGAUGUACAUCUUGGAGAAUACAGUUUGUCCAUUACAUUAUCAGAAAGGGAGGCAUAGUUGCAGAUGUGAUUCUUAAGUUAGUUUGUUUCUUUUAACCAUAAUUUUCUCCCACUGGCAAUGGAUUAUAGCUUUUGUUUAGAUGUGUUAGCAGAGCUGGUAAAUUUCUUCAGCUUAUUGCAUUUCCUUUUUCUUAUACAGAGUUAUUUUGUUAAGACUGUAGGCACACAAACUUGAAAAUAUACUUUGGUUUCAAAGUCUCAUGUUUGUUUGAAAGAGGUAAAGGGAGGCAAUAAGAAAACUCAAGAUCUUUCAGUUGUCAAAGGACCUGCAAGAGCUAGGGCUCAAAGUCCAAGUCAUGGAAUGAAAAUUAAUGUUUCAAAUUGUGCGUUAACUUGCAGUUAAUGUUAAAAAAAAAAAAAAAAAAAACACAACCAGAAUGAAAUGGAUGUUAACACUGCUAUCAUGGAGCUGCUGGUAAUGGCCUAUGCCCUGAAGACCUCCUGCGCAAAGAACAUUAUUGGGGUUAUUCCAUACUUCCCCUAUAGUAAACAGUGCAAAAUGAGGAAAAGGGGUUCCAUUGUGUGCAAACUGCUAGCCUCCAUGCUAGCCAAAGCAGGUUUAACCCAUAUCAUCACUAUGGAUUUACACCAGAAAGAGAUCCAGGGCUUCUUUAGUUUUCCUGUGGACAACCUGCGGGCCUCACCCUUCUUGAUACAAUACAUCCAGGAGGAGAUCCCAGAUUAUCGAAAUGCCAUCAUUGUUGCAAAGUCCCCUUCAGCUGCUAAGAGGGCCCAGUCCUAUGCAGAGAGGCUGCGGCUAGGCUUGGCAGUAAUGCACGGGGAGGCCCAGUGCUCCGAGUCUGACAUGGCUGAUGGCCGACAUUCUCCCCCUUUUGUCCGCAACACCACAGGCCACCCCGGCUUGGAACUGCCGUUAAUGAUGGCUAAGGAAAAACCACCCAUCACCGUGGUGGGAGAUGUAGGAGGCCGCAUUGCCAUCAUAGUCGAUGACAUCAUAGAUGAUGUUGAGGACUUUGUUGCAGCUGCGGAGAUCUUGAAGGAAAGGGGUGCUUACAAGAUCUACAUCAUGGCAACUCAUGGACUCCUGUCUGCUGAAGCACCCAGACUGAUAGAGGAGUCUGCUAUAGAUGAGGUGGUUGUGACGAAUACCGUCCCGCAUGAGGUGCAGAAGCUUCAGUGCCCCAAAAUCAAGACUGUAGAUGUGAGCAUGAUAUUGGCAGAAGCUAUCCGCCGUAUCCACAAUGGGGAGUCCAUGGCCUACCUGUUCCGAAACAUCACUGUGGAUGACUAGGAGGGUGCAGAGUAAAACCUUGUGCCGGGGUUGGAACUCUAGGCGCCCAUUCGCACCUACAUUGGGACAUAAACGCUCUGUCCCAACUGUUCUUUCAUCUGUUCACCUGCCAGUGCUGGAGAUAUUUCUCUCUUCAGGUUAUACCUUCCUAUUUUGCUGUUUCUGGCUUGUGUGAUUAAAGUUCCUGUUAUCUAAUUUUUGGCAAGCCCAUUACUGAUUAACACUUGAGUGGUUAAGGUAAAACAGAUGAGCGCGGUAAUAGCUGAGUGAGCCAGUAAACUUUAUCCUAGUCUGAAAAUAAACCUCUGUUCAGUGUUCUUUAUUGCAUACAUGCUGACUUUGGGAUAAGCAGUGAAAACUUAGGUAUCAUCUGCUUAAAGACUCUGUGUUGAAGUGUUCCCUGGGCCUAUAUGUCAUUCAUACUUUUAAAAAAAAAAAAAAAAAAAAGCUUUACCUCAGUGUUCCAGUUCUUAAACUGCUAUACUUCUGUAUUGAAAUUCAAGGGUGACAACUAGGAAACACUAACAUUGUAUUUGUGCUCAUCCAUUGG
Molecule: messenger RNA, 3973 nt
Organism: Scleropages formosus (Asian bonytongue)
Lineage: Eukaryota; Metazoa; Chordata; Actinopteri; Osteoglossiformes; Osteoglossidae
Gene: prpsap1
Product: phosphoribosyl pyrophosphate synthetase-associated protein 1
Exons: 8
Coding region: 2554-3423 (289 amino acids)
Biological process (GO): 5-phosphoribose 1-diphosphate biosynthetic process; purine nucleotide biosynthetic process
Cellular component (GO): ribose phosphate diphosphokinase complex; cytoplasm
Molecular function (GO): ribose phosphate diphosphokinase activity; ATP binding; magnesium ion binding
Source: RefSeq, a predicted model, not a curated record